UUUGAAUUUUUGAAGUUUUUAAACCGUCAACUAAGCGCGCUGCGAAUUUAGUGGCAAUCGAGCCAGAGAGCUGUACAGACGGACACGAGACGACGCAAAACUUGCACCGCAAAAACGAAACCGAAAUCCGAAACCAAAACCGAAUCUAAAGAUUGCAUCUCGUGUGGGUCGGCAAUCGGAAGUGCAAUUCUCUUCUUCUCUCAUCUCUGCUGGAGCUGAGGCAGCCACCCGACUCCACAAUCUCUCUAUCGCUCUGGAGCGGCGGAACUAAUUGUUAUUACAUUCGAAUGCCGGGGAUGAGGGUUGCCAAAAUUGGCUAAAGAUAACGAAUAAUUCGGUGUAAAAAUUGUUAAAUUGUGCGUGUGAAGGCAAUCGUGAAAGAAAACAAGAAAAUUGAAAAUUAAGAUCUUUGUGCCUCAAAAAAGGGAUCCAAGACAACAAGAGAAAACCCAAAAUCAUGAGUAUCUGUCUGCUGGCAUUCGUUGCCCUGGCAGCGUUUAUCUCUGAGAUUGGAGCCAGUCAGAGUCCCAGCUCCAGUCAGUACCACAUCCAGACGGAUGAGGGGCCCGAGCGGUAUUUCCGCUUCCAGACGGACAACGGACAGUUCCGGAAAGAGAAGCGUCUGCAGGAUGGCACUGUCAUAGGCACAGAGGCUUGGAUCGAUGCUGCGGGGUAUCUGCGGCAGAAGGAUUACAUAGCCGACAAACAGGGCUAUAGAAUUCUCAAGUCCAAGACCAUCUAUGUGGGACAGGGACGUCCCAUUGAGGAUGCCAUUAAAUCCACAAAGGCAGCGCCUGCACAGUCCGGCAUACUGGUCAAUGGGGGAUCCUCGGGUGCUGGUUCCAGAAACACCUUUGGGGGGUACCAAAGACCCGCCUAUGGCUACGUAAGUUCCACAACUUCGACCACCACUCAAGCUCCUCCUGUGGACUUGCAGCUGGACUUGGAUCCACUGGUGGACUCUGGCGUGGGAAAGCUCAACUAUCUGCCACCAGAAGAGGCAGCCAAGAUCCAGCCACAGUCCCAGCUGGGCUUCGAUCACUAUCCGGAUGAGCUGCCUCGGGCAAGGGGCCAACUGUUGUCUGGUCAGCACACGCCGCUGGUGCACAUCCAGCCGAAUGCAGAACCCGUGGACAAUGGCCUCAAUGCCAUCAACGUGUACGAUGCGGAGGCGGAUCGGGACUUUGGCCAUGGACAAUUUGGAUCGGUGAUCAGCUCCACGACUCCACAACCUCCGCUGCUGUCGAUGCUGCCACCCUUGGGCUCUCCGCACAGACGCCGCCUGCGUCCGCGUCCCACUGCCAUUGGGAUUGUGGCGAGCACUCCAUCGCCCAUUGCUGCCGGGGAUUCCUAUGGGUUCUCUGUUCCAGCGCCAUUUGCUGCACCGCCAUCGGCUGCGCCGCCUUCUGGCUAUCAGUAUGCCCCCGCAGCCACGCCCUUAACGAGUGGCUAUGCUCCCUCCCCAGCCUCCAAUAAUGGGUAUGGCUACUACACGCCCAAUUCCCCGCUGGAGGUUAACUCUCUGGAGGCUGCUCUACUGCCACCGCUGCCUUCUCGUGCCUACCGCCGCCGUCUGCGUCCCGUGCAGAGCAAUCACUUGGACGAGCUCAGUGCCGCGGGCUACGAUGGUGUGGGCACCACUCGCAAUGGUUUCCGCUAUGUCCUGCCAAAGCAGUACCACGAGGAGGAGACGAGCCCAGCGGAUGGCAAGCGGGCAGGCAGCUUCGGCUACGUGGACCCCUUCGGCAUUCGUCGCGUGGUCUACUACAAUGCCUCCCCAGGACGGGGCUUCAUUCACAGGAAUAACAAUCAGUAUGUGGGUGCGAAUGGGGCGCCCUACGAUGAGCCGGGUCCAGCGCAGCUGGUGAAUGAGUAGAGUUCUCCCAAACAGUUAAUCCUCCCCGAAACACUGCCUCCCUUCCUCCAAGUGGAGCCUCUCUCUCUCACACAUGAAGCACCAAAACUAACCGUAGAACCUCAGAAUAACACUUAAGAUUAACCAUGUACAUAAUCCCCGCUUUUAGCAUCGUUCUCUCUCACUCUCUCUGUCUACCACACACACACACACACACACACAAAGAAAACGACAUCUGUGUUAAUUAAUUUAAUGAUUAAACACGUUUAAAUGUAAAUUAAUUUAUAAACGAAAACUUUUUGUGCAAUUAGCGCCUAGAAUUAGGUACAUUAGGGUUACACUGCAGCUCAUUGCAGUGCUGCCGUUCAGUAGGAGCAUUCGUUUCAUGUAUUAAUCUUGCCAUAUUAACGAAAAGUAAUUAAACAAAACGCUCACUCCCCCACACCCAAGCCCAAACAUUAAUCCAAUCCUUAGCAUAUAUGUAAAGCGAUAUAGAACCGAUAAUGAUGCACCGUUUCUUUGCCAAUAGCUGUUCAUUGAAUGUAUGUAAACCGAUUUGUUAAGAUCAUAGCGAAUAUUUUUCUGUUUGUUGUAGAAAAAUGAGCACCCGUUGCCAAGAAACCUCCAGCGAAGUACGACAAAGAUCUUUGCGUAGUUAAUUAAGCAAAAUGUAUAAUAAUAAAAUAAAAGAAAUAAUUAUUUAAA
Drosophila guanche is the source of this 2560-nucleotide messenger RNA. RefSeq lists its product as uncharacterized. Gene Ontology annotation, cellular component: chitin-based extracellular matrix. The record is from RefSeq and is a predicted model, not a curated record. Lineage: Eukaryota; Metazoa; Arthropoda; Insecta; Diptera; Drosophilidae. Gene Ontology annotation, molecular function: structural constituent of chitin-based larval cuticle. The coding region runs from base 458 to 1876 and encodes 472 amino acids. The transcript has 4 exons.